This is a messenger RNA of Osmerus eperlanus (European smelt), 4657 nucleotides long. It is a transcript of the gene nlgn4xa, whose product is annotated as neuroligin 4 X-linked a. The transcript has 7 exons. Gene Ontology annotation, cellular component: synapse; postsynaptic specialization membrane; cell surface. Gene Ontology annotation, biological process: neuron cell-cell adhesion; chemical synaptic transmission; modulation of chemical synaptic transmission. Lineage: Eukaryota; Metazoa; Chordata; Actinopteri; Osmeriformes; Osmeridae. Gene Ontology annotation, molecular function: signaling receptor activity; neurexin family protein binding. The record is from RefSeq and is a predicted model, not a curated record. The coding region runs from base 585 to 3131 and encodes 848 amino acids.
UGGUGCAAGCAGGGUUUAUUCCUAAUCUCGUGUUCAGUGCCCGCUCCCUCUUGCUUUCUCCCUAUGAAGGCAAUUAGAUUCAACACAAUUUACCGUGCCUCUCCGAUUCCUCACUUACCUUGCUGUGUAGUGCUAAAACCUACCAUCAUUAACAACUGAUGAACUGCAUCCGUUUUCCAAACACAGGACUUGAGUUUGGCUUCUUUUAUCUGGACUGCGCUACAUUGGGAUUUUCUGUACAGAAGCCUACAUGGAGUUUUAAUAUUUCCGUACGUGUGGUGGUGGUUUACUAGAUCAAAGUCGGGACUAAAGGAACGAUUCAUUGAGUGUACAUACAGAAAACGGAUAUCCAAUCAAGUAGGACCAGCUCUGUGUCAGAGGUUGGUGGGAACAACAAAGAUCAACCACAAUUCCCACUUAUUCUCUUAGGAUGGGGGGCACUGAGAAAGCUGCUCUAAUUGGCUGGGGCCCUGUCUGUCAUCUGUACGUGGCGGCUUGAGGAGGAGGAGGGGUUCAUCUGGGCUGCAGGGUCGGGGGAGAGGAUCAUAACCGCAACAUCCUGCGUGGCCGACCGCAGCAGGAGCAUGUCUAGGCCAGGAGCUGCCUCAUGGAUGUCUUCCGCCUUGGCCUACGGGAUGGCCAGGGUCAAGCCUCUGCUCUUCUGGGUUGGUCUUGCGUCUGUGUGGCUGGCCGUGGCUCAGGCCCAGCAACACCCUGUUGUCAUCACGAAUUACGGGAAGCUGCGGGGUUUAAAGCAAUCUCUACCCAAUGACAUCCUUGGGCCCGUGGAGCAGUACCUGGGAAUCCCCUAUGCCUUAGCUCCCACAGGGGAGAGACGCUUCCAGCCUCCCGAGCCGCCCACGUCCUGGCCCGGAAUCAGGAAUGCUACCCAAUUUGCUCCUGUCUGUCCUCAGUUCCUGGAGGACCGGUCUUUACUCAAUGAUAUGCUGCCUGUGUGGUUCACCGCCAACUUGGAUACAGUGGUAAACUACGUGCAGGACCAAAACGAAGACUGCCUUUACCUAAACAUCUAUGUCCCCACUGAGGAUGGAGCCAACUCAAACCGUCAACGUGCAGAUUUCCACAAUAAUGACGGUGGAGAAGAAGAAGACAUCCAUGACGAGAAUGGACUGAAACCAGUCAUGGUCUACAUCCACGGCGGGUCCUACAUGGAGGGGACAGGGAACAUGAUAGACGGCAGCAUCCUGGCCAGCUACGGCAAUGUCAUUGUCAUCACCAUCAACUACAGACUCGGGGUGCUAGGGUUUUUAAGCACAGGAGACCAAGCAGCAAAGGGCAACUACGGACUGCUGGAUCAAAUUCAAGCCCUGAGGUGGAUCAAAGAGAACAUCCAGGCCUUCAAAGGGGAUCCCAAGAGAGUGACCAUAUUUGGUUCUGGAGCUGGAGCUUCCUGUGUGAGCUUGCUGACUCUCUCCCACUACUCAGAAGAUCUGUUCCAGAAAGCCAUCAUCCAGAGUGGCACAGCUUUGUCCAGCUGGGCUGUCAACUACCAGCCUGCCAAAUACACACGUGCGCUGGCAGAGAGGGUGGGCUGCAACAUGCUGGACACAAUCGACCUGGUGGAAUGCCUGCAGAACAAGAACUACAAAGAGCUCAUCGAGCAAUACAUCAGCCCAGCUAAAUACCACAUCGCCUUCGGGCCUGUCAUCGACGGCGACGUCAUUCCCGACGACCCCCAGAUCCUGAUGGAGCAGGGUGAGUUCCUUAACUAUGACAUCAUGCUGGGUGUCAACCAGGGCGAGGGCUUCAAGUUUGUGGAUGGCAUCGUGGACAGCGAGGAUGGCGUGUCUGCCAACGACUUUGACUUUGCCGUGUCCGACUUUGUGGACCAUCUGUACGGCUACCCGGAGGGCAAGGACACACUACGGGAGACCAUCAAGUUCAUGUACACGGACUGGGCCGACAAGGAGAAUCCUGAGACCCGGAGGAAGACCCUGGUGGCUCUCUUCACUGACCAUCAGUGGGUGGCGCCGGCAGUGGCCACAGCUGACCUUCACGCCCAGUAUGGCUCGCCCACCUACUUCUACGCCUUCUACCACCACUGCCAGAGCGACAUGAAGCCCAGCUGGGCUGACUCGGCCCACGGAGAUGAGGUGCCCUAUGUGUUCGGGGUCCCCAUGAUUGGCCCCACUGACCUCUUCAACUGCAACUUCUCCAAGAACGAUGUGAUGCUGAGUGCAGUGGUUAUGACUUACUGGACCAAUUUUGCCAAGACAGGUGAUCCCAAUCAGCCGGUGCCUCAGGACACUAAGUUCAUCCAUACGAAGCCCAACCGUUUUGAGGAGGUGGCCUGGUCCAAGUAUAACCCAAAGGAUCAGCUGUAUCUGCACAUCGGCCUCAAACCCCGGGUCAGGGACCACUACCGCGCGACCAAAGUGGCCUUCUGGCUGGAGCUGGUGCCUCACCUACACAACAUUAACGAGUUAUUCCAAUAUGUUUCCACUACGACCAAGAUCCCCCCGCAGGACACCACUCCUUUCCCCUACACAAAGCGUUUCCCUGGGAAGACGUGGCCAUCAACCACACGCCACCCCGGGGUGCCGCCCGCUAACACCAAACAGACCACUGACCAGCGUAAGGGCGGCGACCUGACGGACGAGUCGGCGGUGGUCAUAGAAACCAAACGGGACUACUCAACGGAGCUGAGCGUCACCAUCGCUGUGGGCGCCUCCCUCCUCUUCCUCAACAUCCUGGCCUUCGCGGCCCUCUACUACAAGAAGGACAAGCGGAGGCACGAGUCCAACCGGCGAGGACCCAGCCCGCAGCGCAACUCCACCCCGGCCAUCGCGGCAUCCAACGCCAACGACGUCAGCCACCUGCAGAACGAGGAGCUGAUGUCCCUGCAGAUGAAGCAGCAGCAGCUGGAGCACGAGCACCACCACGAGUGCGAGGCCCUCCAGACCCAGGACACGCUCCGCCUCACCUGCCCCCCCGACUACACGCUCACCCUGCGCCGGUCGCCCGACGACAUCCCUCUCAUGACCCCCAGUACCAUCACUAUGAUCCCCAACUCCCUGGCUGGUAUGCAGCCUCUGCACAACUUCAACACCUUUGGCGGCAGUCAGAACAGUACCAACCUGCCCCAUGGGCACUCUACCACCAGGGUAUAGCUCCAGCCGAAAUGGCAAGUGUGACAGCUGCCAGCUUCUCCAUCUCUGGGGCUUGGUGGUGUCUGUCUGUAAUCGCUAAACAUGUCGGACACAACCUAGGAGUUUAAGAGAAGGGUGUUUCGCACAGACUCAUCUCAGUGGAUGAGAUGUUAUUUUGCUACCAUGCCUUCUUGAAGAGUAUAUCAGAAACCCAAUAUGAACAAUUGACAUGUUAAAAGUGAAUGUUACUAUUGAAAAUACUGUAUUUGGAGCUAAGCUUGAGGAAGGAUUGUGGAGAGUUUUACCAAAAGAAUGGCACCUGAAGACAAGUGAUAACUUGCUUUCGAAUGCUUGAAGAGACUAUUCAAACGGUAGGGUUUUCAGUGAUGACAAGGGAUACUUUUUGGAAGAUUUUUGUGCCAUAAAAUACUGUACAUCAUAGGAGAACAACAUACAAUACAAUAGAGAAAGACCAACAUGCAUUGGUGAACUAAGACUAUCACUGAGUAUAAUGACAUGGGCACAGAAUUUCAAACUCCCCAGCCUGAAAUGUAUUUAUGAAAACUUUGUAAAAACAAAAUGGUAUAUAGUUGUGAGUAAAACAAAAAGAAAAAAAGAAUAGAUCUUCUAUUGUUGUUUUAAGUUGAAAUAUGGCUAUAUUUCAAGCUUGUGCUUUCUGUUAAGGUGUGUAAAUAUACAGUUUCAAUCACAUAUUAUGUUUCAAUUAAACUUGUGUUUCGUUGUUUUCACAACAUAAAAAAUCCCAUUUUUUAAGAACAUUUGUGUCUAGACCGUCAUUCUAUAAUGUCUUGUGUGUUAAUUUGUGUUCAUUUUUGAGGCAUUGCAUGUCCGAGUACAACUUUAUAAUCUCCAUUUUCGGACAUUGUCUGAAGGUGAUGGUUUAUCAUGUGGGCUCAUUUCCAUCACCUACUUCAUCCUGUUUUGCUUCUAAUCAUUUUUUGUAUUACAUUUUUUGUAGGCUAUUUUAUGUCUAGCAAUCUCAACACUGCCUGAGCUUCAAAUGUGACCAGCAAUGUAUUAUUUAGAGUAAAAGGCAGUGGAUUUUGGUAUCAAUAUUAGUUGGAUAUGUUUGUAAAGAAUAUAUGUUAGAUAUUUCAAAUUGUCAUUUGCUAGCAAUAUGUUAAGUAUUGUGCAAGGCUUGUGAUAUUUUGGGUUACAACGCAAGUGAAUGAGUGUAAAUAAUAAUAAUAAUGAUAAUGAUAUUAAUAAUUAUAAUAAGUACAGUGAAAAGUAACCAUUAACCCAGAUUAUUUCAGUUCUGCAUCCUAUUACCGAAAAACAAAACAAAGCAAAACAAAGCAAGUAUAUAUAUAAAAAAGAUUUAUAAAGCUACAUUUGUAAAUUCUAUGAUAUCCUUGCCUUUGGUUCUUCUCCUAUCAUGAUAUACCAAGGGUUUUAAUGUAGGAUUUGAAAUUCUUUAGUUUGUCUUUAAUUGUUUGCGGUUUUGCCUUAAGUGAUAGAUGAUAUUUCUGGCUGGACACCUGUAUAAAGAUUUUCUGCAGCAUUUUUAAUAAAAAAUCACAGUA